Aspergillus ochraceoroseus IBT 24754 is the source of this 495-nucleotide messenger RNA. RefSeq names its product monothiol glutaredoxin GRX5. Bases 1 to 495 code for a protein of 164 amino acids. The record is from RefSeq and is a predicted model, not a curated record. NCBI's taxonomy places the organism in Eukaryota, Fungi, Ascomycota, Eurotiomycetes, Eurotiales, Aspergillaceae. The transcript is spliced from 5 exons.
AUGAGCCAAAAAGAUGCAUAUGGAGAGAACUGUGAGCAAUCAAUCACCACUGAGAAUCACAUUAUGUUUUCAAGGACGCUUUCAUCAACGCUUCGCCGGCCGUUGUGGCGCCAGGCCCAACUCCCCUCCUCCCUUCUUCAUGCACGGCUACUUUCCUCCGAAACAAAGGCCGCCAUCGAUAAGGCGGUUGCGUCUGCCCCCGUUGUCCUUUUCAUGAAGGGUACUCCCGAAACUCCGCAGUGCGGGUUCUCCCGCGCAAGCAUUCAGAUUCUCGGUUUGCAGGGUGUAGAUCCCAAGAAGUUUGUUGCGUUCAAUGUGUUGGAGGACCCAGAGUUACGUCAGGGAAUCAAGGAGUACUCGGAUUGGCCUACGAUUCCCCAGCUAUAUCUUGAGAAGGAAUUUGUUGGUGGAUGUGAUAUUCUGAUGUCGAUGCAUCAGAAUGGAGAGCUUGCGAAGAUGUUGGAGGAGAAGGGUGUCUUGGUGCCAGCUGAGUAA